GACCUUUCAGAAUCUCAGAAGACGUGCAAAGAUUUGGAAGGAAGGCUGAAACAGCAGAAGUCACUUGCUUCAGCUGCAAAUUGUAGUCGGGUUGGUGGAAUGUGCCUGAAAUGUGCACAACACGAGGCAGUUCUUGCACAGACUCAUUGUAAUGUUCAUGUGCAGACCAUCGAAAGGCUAACAAAGGAAAGAGAUGACUUGAUGGAUGCACUUGUUUCACUGCGACAAAACAUGAAAGAGAUGCAGCAAAGAGAAUCUGAUGCUUGUAAGCAAGUUGAACAUGCUGUGCAAAUGGCAGAAGAGGCCAAUUUGGAAAAAAUAAAGGCUCUAGUCCACUGUGAGCAGCUGAAAAGUGAGGUGGAACGGCAGAAGAAUUGUCUUGAAAGGGAGUUGGCUGCCCAGCUAAAUGAGAGGGCUAAUGAAAAAGAAGCAGUGCGGGAAGAAAUGAAGAAAGAAAGGGAGGACUUGGCAGCAAUGGUGACAGCCUUGUCUGAGAAUGUGGCCAUUUUGGAGGCUCAAAUAAAGAAAACUACAAGUGAAAAGAACUCUCUAGUUAACCAGUUAGAACAAUCACAGGAUCAACUUGCAUCUCAUGAAAUGGAGAUGAAUAAGGUGUGUGGAGAAAUGCGCUAUCAGUUGAAUCAAACCAAAAUGAAGAAGGAUGAGGCAGAAAAGGAGCUCAGAGAGUACAGAACAAAAACUAUAAGGGAGCUUGAAAUUAAGGACCAGAAAAUAGAAAAACUGGGAUUAGAGCUGAAUGGAAGCAAACAGCGUUUGGAACAAGCCCAGCAGGAUGUGACAGGAGCCAGAGAGGAGUGUCUAAAACUGGCAGAACUGCUGAGUAAAUCUGAACACCAACUGCACCUCACCAGAUUGGAGAAAGAGAGCAUUCAGCACAGCAUUAGCAACGAAGCAAAGGCCCGAGCCCUUCAGGCCCAGCAAAGAGAGCAGGAGCUGACACAGAAGAUGCAGCAAAUGGAGGCCCAGCAUGAGAAAACUGUAGAAGAACUGGAUUCAUUGCUGACUUCCCAGAAUACAUUCAUAGCAAAAUUGAAGGAAGAAUGUUGUAUGUUGGCAAGGAAGUUGGAACAAAUGUCAGAAAAAUACAGAUCUGAAGUCAACCAGCUUAGUCAGGAAAAAGAGUAUCUUCAUGGCAGAUUGGAGAAGAUGCAGAAACGGAAUGAUGAAUUGGACCAACAAUGUAUCCAGCAUGGGAGAAUGCAUGAGAGGAUGAAGUCAAGGUUACAGCAGCUUGACAAGCACUGUCAGGCCACUGCCCAGCAGUUAGUGGAGUUGCUCAACAAACAGAAUCAACUCUUCAAAGAGAAGCAGCUGCUUACAGAAGAGGUGCAGUUUCUGCGAAAACAGGAAAAAAAAUGGGAUGCAGAUCUCAAACAGGACACAGAUGGAAUCAAGUAAAAACCUGGAUGGAUGAAAAGAAAUGAGCAGAAAUGUCUCUUUCACAGCGAGCCUGUCUGUGACCAGACCACUUUUCUUCUAAAAGGAAGUUAAAAUACACUCACCCGUGCCUGUGUUCCCAUCCUCACCCCAGUCACUCAGCAGGAGGUACUGUCAGAAUUACAGAUGUUCUGGGGCAGUGGUUUUCUUUGCUUUUUUAUGUCAGCAGGAAUUUUCAAUGAGGUCCCAAGUGCCCCAUUUGCUUGGUUUUUUCAUUGUAUGUUACAGAAGGGGAGCCUUGUGUCCGGCAAAUAGGUAGCUCAUCCAUCGCUGAUGUCAAAAGUGAUUCAGGCUGAUCCUUACAUGGCCCUCAACUGUUCUUCAGGAGACCUAAAGGCUGCUUAGGUUACUGGGGAAAGAGCUUUUGUUUUUAGUGUAGUCUUAAUGCACAAAGAUAGCACCUCUCUUGGGAGUUCGUAACAGGCAGUGACAUUCCACGGGCAGGGGUUGGUGGUGGUGGUUGUUGUGUGUUUUUUAAGGAGAUGAAAAUCUUCACCUCUGCUUGGAUGGAGUUUUAGUCAGAGGUGAUGCAAGUUAAACUACGAUAGGAGGGAACAAAGAUAGACCUCUGCUUGAUGUCUGAGUGGCCUGACAUGACACUUCAGGAAUUCAGCUCUUCAGCGUUUGGGAAUCUGCAGCUGUGGGAGGUCUGGUGUCUGGCUGCUGGGCUGCAGGAGCUAAGCCUGGCCCUCCUGAGAGCUCCACUCUGGGUUUUACAGCCAAAGGAGGAUUGAGGAACUGAAGCCACCUCAGUGCUUUCUAACCAAACAGGAAGCUAGUGGCUCCUCUCCCCUCAAAGUGUAGCUAACAGCAAUAAAUUAAACGAUGUCUGUGGUUCCACUCCUACAGACCCUUCCAACUUGUACACCUAAGAAUACCCAACGACUCAGUUACAACAGAUGCCACUGAGGUGAGAAGGUAAUGUCCA
Messenger RNA from Manacus vitellinus (golden-collared manakin), 2386 nucleotides. Its product is annotated as serologically defined colon cancer antigen 8. The record is from RefSeq and is a predicted model, not a curated record. Lineage: Eukaryota; Metazoa; Chordata; Aves; Passeriformes; Pipridae. The transcript has 12 exons. Gene Ontology annotation, cellular component: centrosome; centriole. The coding region runs from base 100 to 1419 and encodes 439 amino acids. Gene Ontology annotation, biological process: neuron migration; tube formation; centrosome cycle.